CCCGCAGAGCCUCUUUAACGCAUCCAGUGCAAAUGACAAACCAGAGGCGCUCCACGGACCAGCAUGUCAAAUAAUAACAAUAACCAUGGGCUUUAGCGGCGGCAACUUAUCGCAAACUCCCAUCCUAGGACACUAAGGGGGCACGGCAGGGGCCUUUUGGGGGUCGGUGCGCGGACGCCUCCACAGUCGGACCGGACCCUCCGAAUGGACGUCGAUGGACUGGAAUGAAAGCUCCACUUCCAUUGGACUCAAGGAAGGAGGGAAAGAAAUCUCUGCAUGUUUAAGUUUUCUUCUCCAACCGGAGGGGCAUCGGUGCGUGCGUGUUGGAUGUGUGUGCGCGUGUGGAAGUGUGUGUUGGGUGCGUGUGUGUGCGCGCCCGCCGGAGCAGCAGCAGCAGCAGCAGGAGCAUCAACGGCGGCGGAGGAGGAGGUGGUGGUGUCCACGGGAAGGGAAGUUUAGCGCCGUGAUUUUUCUUUGCCUCUAUUCCGUUGUGUUUAGUUUCAUGUCACACCAGGGGACAGGCGGAUUAAGGUUUCCCUGAUGAAAAUUAAUCAUCUGUGGAGAGGCUCUGUGAUCGUGACUAUGAUGAUGAUGUCGAGUAAGAGCGUGGAGUGGCUGCAGGAGGAGCUGGAGACCGGGGCCACCUCUCUGCUGCUGCUGGACUGCAGACCCCAUGAGCUGUACGAGUCCUCGCACAUAGAGUCGGCCAUCAACCUGGCCAUCCCGGGCCUCAUGCUCCGGAGGCUGAAGAAGGGCAACCUGCCGAUCCGCUCCAUCAUCCCCAACAAUGAGGAUAAGGAGAAAUUUGUGAAGCGGUGCAAGACGGACGUGGUGGUCCUGUACGACGAGGCCACUUCGGAGAGGCAGGAGUCCGGGUUGGGGAGCUCUGUCCUGGGGCUGCUCCUACAGAAACUGCGGGAUGACGGGUGCAAAGCUUUCUACCUGGAGGGGGGCUUCAACAAGUUCCAGUCGGAGUACCCCGAGCACUGCGAGACCAAUUUGGACUGUUCCUGUCCAAGCAGCUCUCCGCCAGCCUCUGUCCUCGGUCUGGGAGGACUACGCAUCAGCUCAGACUGUUCAGACGGUGAAUCUGACCGCGAGCCAGGCAGCGCCACGGAGUCAGAGGGCAGCCCGCUCCCUAACAACCAACCAGCAUUUCCCGUCCAGAUCCUGCCGUACCUUUACCUGGGCUGUGCCAAAGACUCCACCAACCUGGAUGUGCUCAGCAAAUACAAUAUCAAGUACAUCCUCAACGUGACGCCCAACCUGCCCAACAUGUUUGAACACGAAGGGGACUUCAAGUACAAACAGAUCCCCAUCUCCGAUCACUGGAGCCAAAACCUCUCUCAGUUUUUCCCUGAGGCCAUUUCAUUCAUUGAUGAGGCUCGCUCUAAAAAGUGUGGCAUCCUGGUCCACUGCCUGGCCGGGAUCAGCCGCUCCGUAACCGUCACCGUGGCCUACCUGAUGCAGAAGCUCAAUCUGUCACUCAACGAUGCCUACGACUUUGUCAAACGAAAAAAGUCAAACAUUUCCCCAAACUUCAACUUCAUGGGCCAGCUCCUGGACUUUGAGAGGACGCUGGGCCUCAACAGUCCCUGUGACAACCACACGUCAUCCCCGACACAUGACCAGCUCUUCUUCACCACCCCGACCAAUCAUAACGUGUUUCAGCUGGACACGUUGGAGUCCACAUGAAAAUUAAGGGGGGACCAUCCCAUCUGGGGUCAAGGUGGUGUUGUUACCACGGUAACAAAUGGCUGCACUGGAAGGAAGCAGCCAGUUUUAAUGAAUGUUUUAGCCUCCUGAGGCUCGUUGUCUGAGAGCCUGGCCACAGAACAGCAUUGAGGAGAGAGGGAGGUCUCAGAUGCCAAGUGAAAGGGGAAGGGGAGUUUGUUUUUUUUUUUUAAACCCAGAGGGGAACUGACGGGUGAGGUCACAAUGGUGGUCCAUCAGAGUUGACUGAUUUUGUGAAAGAGCCCUAAUCAACUUGUCUUGUAAUGAAGACCAGAGGGAAUUCAACUGACUAAGAAACUGAGGGCAGCAAGACAGACAGCUUUAUACAAAGAUAGGAACACAGAAAAUCUACUACAGUGCUUGAUUUAUGAGAUGACAACAUCCUCUGUCUUUCUGUCUCGGCUCUUGAGCUGAGCUGACUGGUGCCAAGUGGAGAAUCGGGGAUUUACUCAUAGAAAGUGUCACUCUACUGAAUGUAGAGUUUUUAAAAACCAAGGAAUUAACACACACACACACCUAAACAAAGUAUGUAUGUUUGUACUGUAUGUACUGUAUGUAUGUUAACGUACAUAGCAGAAAAUGUAUGGGCAGUCCUUAACAAAUUCAGUAUGUCUAUAUGCAUUUUUGUAUAUUUUUGUGUACAUUUACGCACAAAUCUAUACCUUAUAUAAAUAUAUACACAUAGACAUCUUAUCUUUGUCCAAAAACAAAGUAAUCCAAUCCAGUAAUGGUUUAAGAUUGUACAACUAAAGAAGGGGAAUGGGUGUGGUGACACCAACAAAGAAGAACGUUGUUGUGAUAUUUCUAGUCGUCUUUUUUUUUUUCCCGCUUUUGUUUCGUUUUUGUUUCUCUCGUUUUAGGUUUGUAAUGACCUAAUGCAGUUUGCACAGUGGUGUAGCCAUUGACUUCUUGGCACUUGAAGCUAGUGCUGGAAGCAGGCAGAUAAAGAGACAUUCAGAGGAGAGGAGUGGAGAGGAGAGGCCAGUCCCAGGCUGCGACGAGUCCGAACAGCUGCACAGAGCGGUGGGGAGAGAGCAGGAACUGGGCCCUGGGCAGAGGACCAGGGUUAGACACGGGUUAUGGAGAGGACAGACAGACAGACAGACAGAAUGUAGGCCUAGAGGAUGGGGUUGUAGCUGGGUGAGUGUGAAGAUACUACAGCAGACUUGACAUUUUGCCAACUGUUUGCAAAAGUUCACUUCCCAGUUCCUACUUCCUUCCCCAUGUGACUGUUGCCUAACAAGAUGUUCCACUUUAAACCACCAGCUCUUUGGAUUAUGUUGUCAUUUUGUUUUUCUAAACUGUCUUAGUUCUUUCAUCCCAGCAAUAUCUUACACAAUAGUAUCUCACUGUCUCUAACAACUACCACCGGACUUUACAGUUUGGUCUUCGUAUUAGGAAAAUUAAGGCAGUGUUAACAUCUCUUAGCAACUCUUUAAGGUAGCUUAGCAACACUGAGGAAAGCACUGAAACACUAGUAUUACCAAAACUGCAAGAGGAAGUUUUUUUCUUUGUUGUCUAUGUUAGGUUAUUUUCCACGGUAAAAUGAUUGUAGACAGAGAGGAAAAUCAAAAGUAUGGGGCUAAGCCUGCCCCUGGUUUGGGUGUCAAAGUGAUGAUAUUGUUGUAACCUGGGACUGGCCUCAGCUACAGACUGCACUUAACUACUUCAAUAGCUUAAUUGGAUGAAACAGAAGCUAAGUGUUUCUGCAAAGGGAGCCCCCAUUUUGUCAAAGAAACUUUUGUCUGAGUUGAUUCACCCUCAAGCCUUGGGUAUAUUAUAUGAAAGAUAUAUUAAACACAAACACAUGAUAUAAAUAGAUAUAUAUAAAUAUAUAUAUUAUAGAGCUAAUAGUAAACAGAUCUAUAUUAUUUUGUAUACCUGAGCAUGCUGUGGUACUGUAUGCUCUCUAACAGUAGAUGUAACCAUGGGUUGAAUUUUGCUUUACUGAGUGGGAUGAUGUUUGAUGAGGACUGUUUUUUUUAAUUGCUGUCGCCGCUGAACACAGCGGUGCACAGCAUGUGGCCAAGGAGUUUCUAAGACCCUGUCCGCAUCAGAAGCACUUUGAAAACGUGUGAAAAAUGUAGAAAAAUAAUGCAACAACAGCUGCGACUCCAAAAAGACGUGUAAGUUGUAGUAGUUGUCGUAGUGUCUUUUCUAAUGUUUUCUAAUGUUCUUAUAGGUGGAAUAACAAUCCAGCAUUGGCAGCACUUAAGUCUGUAGGUCGACAAGACACAAUGUUUAUAGCGAAUUCGAGGAAUCGUCUUCAAAGCAGUGAUAUGGACGGGGUCAAAACAGAAACAAAGACCUGGGUUUCUGAGGGAAAGCAGUUGAAUCUGAGCAGGGUUGGUUAUAGCUGGCCUUAUAUAAUCUUUCUAACUUGUUUCUAAUGCUGACUGUUCAAUACUCUUUGUAACUCACUUCAGAAAAAUGUGUUUAAAAAAGAGAAAUGUUUGUUAUCUGUUAUUUGAAUCAGAACACGGCGAUAACAGACAGCGAGCUGUCUUCUGCCGUAACGGGUCACACGAGGUCCUCUUUGUUACUCUGCAAUAUAUCAAAACAUUUUUGCAGUAUUUUGUAGAUCCAAAAUUUUUAAAUUCUUCUUCUUCUUUUGUACUAUACUGUAUCUAUUCUCUAUAAUUAUACAAGAUCCAGCUCGAUAUGGCUUGUGGACUGAAGUAACAUUUCACCUGGGGUGUCCAAAAUGUAGGGCCGUCGUGCCCCGUACCAACGCAAAAGAGGCCCUCAAUGACACAUAUAUGCACACGCACAUACAUACACACAAACAUGCACACGGAUACACACACACACACACACACACACACACACACACACACACACACACACACUGCUUCACACAGCCAGAGCUGUGUUUCAGCAUGCCAGUUAUGUUUCACAAUAGAUGAAUACACCACCCAGCUUAUACGAUUACAAGGUGUUUUUCCGUCUUGUUUUGAUAAUGUGCUCUAUGCUAUUCCUGUGGCCUUUCAAUAUGAAUAUAUAUCUACGUAUAUAUAUGUUAUGAAUUUAUAUGCAAAAGUUCCUCUCCUAUUAUAGCAUCAGAGAUGAAAAUGAUACCAUGCUUGAAUGGACUUCCCUCGUCUGGAGUCAUAUCCCACCUACAAUAACGAAAUGUUGAGAACUUGAUCACUCACACCCUAGGAUUGAAAUAUAUUUCAGUACGGAGCUUUUCUAUUUAAAAGAAAAAGGUUUGUUUCAAGCUGCUUUCUUGUGUUUUUGUGUCUUUGUAAUAAUGAAAGAGAAAUCAAGUCUUUUUCUCUGUUUGUAAAUUUGCCAGAUCAUGGGAACGGCAGUUUCUGUGUCCUUAAACUUGUAGCUACACUUUGGUAAGAAUGUGCUUGGGAGGGAAAACCAUGAAUGAGGGAAUAGGGAGAACGGAGGAGGAGGAGGAGGAGGAGGAGGAGGAGGAGGCGCUAAAACAAAGUGAAAGAAGAAGUGAAUGAUUUAAAAAUGUUACCUCAGUGAGGAAUUUUUCAGGGAUUUUUUUGACAAUGCAUCUUGCAUCAUGUUACAGCUUCAAACACAUGUUGAAUAGCUGUUUUGUAUUGUGCUGUAAACAGUUUUUAAAAAAGAUGCAAUCUGUCUGUGUAUAAAAACGAGGCAUGUUAACCAGGGCAGUUCACUUUUCUGUCUACUGAAGGAAAUACGAUUGACCCUAUGUAUUGUACAGUAUAUGGAAACAACACAAGACAUGUUUAUACUGCAAAUAAAUAUUGAAUAUUUUUUUCUUUAA
Molecule: messenger RNA, 5488 nt
Organism: Sphaeramia orbicularis (orbiculate cardinalfish)
Lineage: Eukaryota; Metazoa; Chordata; Actinopteri; Kurtiformes; Apogonidae
Gene: dusp7
Product: dual specificity phosphatase 7
Exons: 3
Coding region: 541-1695 (384 amino acids)
Biological process (GO): negative regulation of MAPK cascade; peptidyl-tyrosine dephosphorylation
Cellular component (GO): cytosol; cytoplasm
Molecular function (GO): protein tyrosine/threonine phosphatase activity; MAP kinase tyrosine/serine/threonine phosphatase activity; MAP kinase tyrosine phosphatase activity
Source: RefSeq, a predicted model, not a curated record